AUGAGUAUUUUUGUAAGCCUGUUCGAGGUGCUGGAGUCCCGAGGGUCUGCUCUGGAUGAGGAUGAGGUGUGGGCAAUCCUCCUCACUGCAGCACAAACCUUAACAAGCAUCUCAAAUAAAGGUCCUGGUCAUCUGUGCAAUAUUAUUAGCCCAGGUUCCAUUCUGAUCUCACCUAGUGGCACUGUUGCAUUCAAAACCUGUGGCCGCACUGACAAUAUGGCAUCCUUCACCUUUCCUGAGAUGACUGUGGCUCAGUCUUCUUCCAACAAAGAGGCUGUUGAGAAGAUGCUCGUUUACUCUCUGGGAAUGACUCUGUACUGGACUGUAGAUUAUCAACUUCCUCAAAAUCAGCCUGUUCAGCUUAGUGACCACUUGAACAGCCUUCUACUGAACAUGUGUGAAGAAGAGUCUCAUAGACAGCCAGAUCUGCUGACAGUGCUGCAUCUCUGUGAGCAGCACCAAAAGAACACUCUCCUUCCUCCUCCAGACAGAAUAAUCAGGCAGCUGGUCCAGGACGUCCUACAGCAUCCAGCAGAUAAUGCAUUGAGUAACUUUACGCUGAUAACAGAGCAAAGUCAGUUGAUUAGACACAGGCUUCGAGGAGGCUACACUGAGAAUUUUGCUUGGGUCCCAAAAGCAAUUAGCUCACCAUGCCACACUUACCAGGCUGAAUAUAAAAGAAGCUCUCAUUCCUCCCAUCACAGAGGGAGCACCAGCAGUCCACCAGCAGUUUUUGACAUCCAAAAGCAGCUUAAUGACAGAUCUAACCAGUCAUUUGGCACUUCACUCAGUCUCCAUGAGAGGAAGACCAAGAAUAUGGGGCCAGAAUUUGUUCGAAUAUUGGAUGAGCCAGUUAUUACCUUGGAGCUGCCAAGUUCCACUGUGUCAAAGAAAGGGAAGUCAUUUUCAACACAAAGGGACGUGAGAGUGAUUAUGCCAAAUGGACAGACCAUCCUAGUCAAGUGUGAUGUCAAGACUCGAGGAGGGGAUAUAUUUGAUAUGAUUAUUGCCCAUUCAAAAAUGGAGGAGCACUUCUACUUUGGUCUUGCCUACACUGACAAUAGCAAUGAAUUCUUCUUUCUGGAUGACAAAACCAAAAUUUCGAAAGUUGCCCCAGAGAGCUGGAAAAAAGUACCCACAUCCACGAUUGUUCUUCACGUCCGAAUCAAAUUUUUCAUCAGUGACGUCAGUCUACUUUUACACAAGCUGACCAGACACCAGUACUACCUGCAGCUCAGGAGGGAUAUUUUGGAAGAUAGAUUGCCCUGUAAUGAAGAGACUGUCCUUUUUCUCAGUGCUUUGGCUCUACAAGCUGAAUUUGGGGACAUUUUGCCUGAGAUGUAUGGGAAGGAGUACUAUCAGCCUGAGUACUAUGUCCCUAAGAGCAUCAUGGAGAAAAUGUCCAGACCUUACCUGAAACAACAGUUACAGCACUUACAUGCUAAUAAUGCAAAUAUGACUACUGAGGAGUCUGAGCUAGAAUUCCUCAAGGCCGUUCAGGAGCUUCCAGAGUAUGGUAUGCUUUUUCAUCAUGCGGCCUGCCAAAAGAUGCUCAGUGCAGGACAGCUGCUGUUGGGGGUGUGUGCCAAAGGCAUCAUUGUGUAUGAAGUUAAAAGUAACAUCCGCAUCAUGAGAUUUAGAUUCUACUGGAGAGAAACCAUCAAUAUUUUUGCAACUAAGCGUAAAUUUGUCAUUGUGAGCAGCAUCAGUAAGAAGAAGCACACUUUUCUUAUGGAAAAGUCCAGAAUAGCAAGGUACCUCUGCAGCCUGUGCACAGCACAGCACAAGUUUCACAUGGAGAUGAGCUCUCGCCAGAUGAGCCACAGUCUGGUCUCGGAGGACAGUAAUUUGCAGUGUGAAGUGUCCAGUGCCCCCAGUGAAAUGAGCAGGAGUAUUUUCUGUUUUGAGGGGACAUCCAAUGAUGGCAGACCUAAUGCUAUUCACCAUGACUCCAUGAGCAAGCUCUGUGAUGACAUUGCCAAUCGUAUUGAAACCAGAAUCAAACAGCAAAGACACUUACUGGAGCACUACAGUGCUUUGACUCAAGAUCUUCAGAGAUUUGCUGGAUCUUCAAAGAGAAGCUCAUGUGUUCCAUCCAUCCCUUCAUUUUUAAGAGAUACUCCAACAAGUCCCCAAGUACCAGCAAGAGAAAUUAUCUGUGUAACUUUGAAGAAAGAUGUGAAGUUAGGCCUUGGUAUUGUAAUUGUUGGAGAAGACAGCACCAGUGGUCUGGAUCUAGGUAUCUUUAUUGCAUCUGUUGUGCCAGGAGGACCAGCUAAUAGGGAUGGACGAAUCAGACCAGGUAGCCGGUUGAUCUCACUGAAUAGGACCAGUCUGGAGGGAGUAAGCUUCAACAAAGCAGCAGAAUUCAUACAAAGUAGCCCCAACCAGGUGGAGCUCAUCAUCUCCCAAUCCAAAGACAAAAAGUCAUGUAGCUGCCUUGCUGGCAAAUACUAUGACCUUCAGUCCAAUAUGAUGGGUUUGUGUAUCUCUAUUUUUUUAGACAGUCAAGGAGAAGAUGGUCUUGAUGAAUUGGUGACAGUGAUGAUGACACCAAAAACUGGGCAUAGACUCCAGGUGCCUGAAGUGCAUGUCCUUAGUGUACAGGUGGAUGGAACCAGACUGCAAGGUUACAAAGAACACCAGGCUGGUGAGCUCCUGGACAAGAACAAGAAGUAUGACAAUGCCCAUCACUGCCUGAAGGUAAACUCAGAUAAUACCAUGACAGUGACCAUAACAAAAGGUGUAAAUGGUCUUGACUUCAGUUUCCUGCUCUCAGAGUUGAACACAUCCCUGGACUGUGGAACGUUUCCAGGCUAAGCAGCAAAAGAGAGUGGCCUCAUCGAGAAGAGGGAUGUGAUUCUGGCUGUUAAUGGAGAAUCACUUAAGAGGCUGCCAUAUCAGCAAGCAGUUCAUGUGAGGAAACCCACCAACAUCCCAGAGUUGAAGCUGUUCUGUACAGAGGAAUGGGCUAAAAUUCCUCCAAGCCAGUGUGCAGGACUGAUCAAC
This is a messenger RNA of Neoarius graeffei (lesser salmon catfish), 3009 nucleotides long. It is a transcript of the gene frmpd2, whose product is annotated as FERM and PDZ domain containing 2. Gene Ontology annotation, cellular component: cytoskeleton. The record is from RefSeq and is a predicted model, not a curated record. NCBI's taxonomy places the organism in Eukaryota, Metazoa, Chordata, Actinopteri, Siluriformes, Ariidae. Gene Ontology annotation, molecular function: protein binding.